AUGGCUUUGUCCAAUCUCUUCAGAAUACGCGGCCUCAAAAGCUUCAUGGGCCGUGAGAGGAGGAAGUCCGCGCUGCCGGCUCCGUUACCUUUAGCCGCAAGUGCAGACACUUUCCCUUCAUCUGCGCUGCCAUCUUCGGAGAUUGCCGCUGCGCACAGUACCUCGCCCGUGAGCGCUGCACUUUCCGACUCCACUGUACCUACAAUCCUUCCAUGGACCCCUCUGGAUUCCCCACCGCAAUCUAUGCCAGAGGCGGUUGUGUUUCUUUCUCCAGGUACUUCUUCUCCUAUUCUACAAGAGCGUGGAAGUGGAGCGCACGCCAACCGUCUCCAUUUGAACACCACUUCCGACUCGUCGAUGAGCGACGUUUCUGUCUCGACCACUGACGAUGACCGUGUUAUCGGCACACUUACCGUGGUUUCUGCCCAAAUCAACAAGCAUGGUAGCAGUUCGAAAGCCGAGCAAGCAUUGAACGCCCUGGAUGACAAAGUCACCACGAUCCAGGGUCAAGAAACCCUGGCAACUACUCUAUAUGCCCCAAUCAAGUCGGCAGUGGCUCUUGAAGCUGUCAGUGGCAUCAAAAAAUCUAUUGAAGACGGCAUAAAUUCAUUUCUUGACGGCAUGCCUGUUUUGAUGAAAGCUUUGGAUGAAGUUGCGGAGAUUCACCCAUUCGUUCAAGUGGCCGUCCUCGCAUUCAAAGCUGUGUAUACGCUCGAAACGAAACGGCGGGCAAAUGACAAGAAGAUUAUUGCUCUGUACGUGGAGAUGAAGGAUAUGAUUGCGGUUUUGAUCCAAUUGAAGACUGUAAAAGAUGAAGAAGAUGUUGGCCCGGACGGUGUCACUCUAAAGGGGCGUCUGCAGGGUCUUGUGAAGAAUACUGCGGAUGACAUGAAGGACUGUGCGAACACAUGUGAUGCGUAUUCGAAGAUGAAGCUACUUGCGAAGGUCCUCAAAGGACCACUGUGGGAAGGCACUCUCACGAAUUUCGGCAUCAUAUUCACGAAGCGCAGGACCGAAUUCGAAUUCGCUUUGUCUAUUCAUAUUGGCCGCGGGGUUGACAAGGCGAAUCGGAAACUGGACAAUCUAGCGCAGGAGCUCAAAGAGAGGGCAGACGUGUUGCUCCAGUUCAUGCAAUCCUAUGUUCCGCUAGAGCAAAGGGAACUCGUUGCAUUAGUGCAAAAGAAAGGAGGGACUAAGGCUGUUUUGGAUAACGAGAACGUGCUGAAGGAGCUUAAUUCGUACGAAUCAAGGCGUCCUACGAAGACUGGUGACACGCAAAAUCAAGCAAGUUUGGGACAUGCUCGCACGAGCAAAGACGAUUUCGAAGAAUUGAAGUCGGAUCUCCGCCACGAUCCUGCCGCGGCUGCCAUCAACAAUUUUCAAACGUUUGAGCCCAAGUUUGCGAUACAACAGAGGCAGCUCAUCGAGGAAGUGGACAGAGUGGUAACGCGCGAGAGUGAUCGGGUUAUCCAGUCAGUAACCUCUGGAACGCACGACAAGGUCGUUGAUCGGGAUCUUUACAACGUAUGGAAGGAAAUGGCAUGGCGCGGCACUGUGAAGGCUAGACACUUCGUCCUUGCUCUUCGGCAUUACUACCACGAAAAGACAGAUGGUGGGAUCAGGAAGGAGUCUGCCACCAAGAGUGUUCUGACCCCUGACCCCGAUGCGUGGGCCCUGGAGUAUCUCAGUGUCAAGAGGCUACAUUCUAUCAUUGAUGCGUUUGACGAGGACGCUUCAGGAUUCAUAACUGUGGCGGAAGUCAACAAAUUGACAGCAAUUCGCCCUCUCGAUUGGAGCUUACUCCACUGGAUCGCCUAUUGGGCUGUCGGAUGGCGGAUCAAUGCCACACUCUAUAUCCGCAGAAUCAAUGAGCUACUCGGAAAGAUGUUUGCAAUCAAGGAGGAAGUCUAUGCUACGAAUGGUCCCUAUGUCGACGAAUACCUUCACACUGUAUGGGCGGGGGUCACUAGUUUGACUUGCUCGAUGCGGCCCAUGACAUCCAGUGAUAAUCUUCAAGCACGAUUCAAAAGUCGCAUGGAUGCAGAAGAAGAGCGUAUCCGCACAAAUUUGGAGGCUGUACGAUACAACAUCAAUGACAUGGAGACACUAUCGCUAAUCACAGGACCUGGAACGAUCGAGAAGGUCAGAGCAUCUUCAUCUACUGGUGCGCCCGACGCUGAUGUUCAUGACUUUGAGGUUGUGCGUCUGUGUCGAACCAAAGUGGUCGACAGGAAUGAGCUACGGGAUUGCGCCGAUAGUCUGAAGUGGGUGUUUGAUACUGUCCAAGCCCGUUACGACGAGCUGAAAGACAGCAAAAGCUCGACCUCGAUCAACAAUUUAAGACUAUCUAGGAAGAGGUCAUCGAACCCACAGACAUCUGAAUUUCCUACAUACUUGUACAAGGACGAGGAAGAAGCUCAGGAUAUCCGGCAUGAGGACAUCCUUAAUUAUCCCCUUGACGAAAAUUACCUAUAUGAUUGUUCUGCGUACGAAAUCAGUGACUCGGAAGUUGAGACAGAGGGAGAUCGCAAGGCGGAGGCUCAUCUCAAAGCGCUUGUAGGCACGUGGUAUGUGGUAGUGGCUCAAGGCGACGAAUACCCGAGUCAAAGCAUGUUCAUCUUCCACGUUCAUGUUUCCGCGGACGGUCGGAGCAUAGAGGGUUCGGGGAAAACUCCCGAGGGUACGGCGUACGCCAGAUAUACUACUCGGGUUUCAACGAAGUGCUUCCGUGGUCACCUCGAUGAAGAAGGCACCAUGCUUCAGGGCGUCUGGGGCUAUGAUUCCACAGACGGCUCCAAUGACGAUUUUGUCAUGUCCCGACUGGCACCCGAGGUUCUUAUCUACCGCCCCUCACCUCGACAAUUUGCGGAGAACAGGAUCGAAGCUCUCUGGAAGUUUGCGCUUUCAGAAGUCGAAGCUCGAGUCCGCAGGCAAAUCUGCUCCUGGUCCCAUUUCAGGCAACGCCGCGAUAUCCGGAAGCGAUACAUUCAAUUGUUGACUCGCAAAUGGGACUUUGGGCGUCCGCUCGGAGGAGACGAGGAGGACGAGCUCACGCGGUGUCGGAAGAACCUCACGCCUGCAGAUGCUCGGUUUUACCUCACUUUGUACCACUGCCAGCUCAGAACCACUCCUGCUCAUUUUGGUGCCGCCUGCGACAACUGUGGUGGCGUCAUUGGCGGGACACGCACGAUCUGCAUAGACUGUCGGACGGACCGUGCAGACCGCACUGUCGAUAUCUGCCAAGACGAACGCUGUCUGAGCGCAGAGGUCAAGCGGUCCGACUUGGCAUCCCCUCACCUUCCAUCACACGCGGUGUACAAAGUCAGGAGAACGGUGCAUGAUCGGGAGUUCGGCCCGUUGGACAAGGAGGCCCGAGUGGCAUUGCAAAACGCCAGGGCGACAUUCAAGCAUGCCGUGGAGGUGGAAAAAGAGCAGACCGAGGGCGCAGCAAAGGACGACGAUCGCACGGCCAAGCUGGUGAACGAUACGCUGAAAUGCAUCGUGUGUGAGAAACGCGUCGUGCGGCCUUGUUGGUUGUGCAUGACGUGUCGGGAUGUAUAUAUCUGUCUCAACUGUGACCCGACGGACGGUAUCACCAUCGGUGGUCACGACAAGCGUCAUCCUUUGGUCCGGUGUCCGGAGGAAGUUGCUGCAGAGGAACCUUCAACGAUCGAACGGAGAAUCGAAGCCCUGGAAAGCAAGCUUGAUGCCGUGGACGGCAAAAUCGCCGAGGUCGACGAACGCUUGCUACGCAUUCAACAGCUGCUGCAGAUGAUGACCAUGGGUGCUCCAACGCCUAGCACGGCGAUGUCAGUCUCAGCGGAGGAAACAAAGUAG
Messenger RNA from Sparassis crispa, 3837 nucleotides. RefSeq lists its product as hypothetical. The record is from RefSeq and is a predicted model, not a curated record. The transcript has 17 exons. Bases 1 to 3837 code for a protein of 1278 amino acids. Gene Ontology annotation, molecular function: calcium ion binding. Lineage: Eukaryota; Fungi; Basidiomycota; Agaricomycetes; Polyporales; Sparassidaceae.